UGUCUCCUCCUUUCUACCCCACAUCAUCAUCAUCAUCGCUACCAGCACCUGUCUUCACCUUACCCCACCCCACCCGCAUUUCGUAAUACGAACUCCCCGUGCAACGUCGACCAUUAAGUCCUCAACCCAGCCCACUCGCCAACCCCUCGCCCCUAGCAGACACAUCCCACCCCCGGCGCGUGUGUAUAUAAGUCGGGGCACUCGGUGUAGCCCGACUCAAGCAACGUCAGCUCCACCGUCAGCUGCACAUCGCACGUGGCCCUCCUGCACACUCGCGCCAAGUGACCGCUGCCAUGCUGCGCGGGUUCGUCGUUCUGCUGCUCCUCUGCGGAUUCGCGUCCUGUGCUUCUCCGAAGGCGGGCGGGCACCACAGCGGAGAAGAUCGCGGAGAUAACGGAGAUCACGGCCGUGGGGGAGAGGCCCUGGAGGAUCUGCUCAAGGCGGUGCAGAGAUCCCUCAAUGGCUCCCUGAGCGUCGAGGGGGUGGUCGGCCUCUUCAGCAAGUGCAACCUCAGCGGCAUCGACUUUCCUCACCCUGCACAGCCCGUCAACUGCUCCUUUGCAGACAUCGUCGGUCAGCCGCCCUACUCCGUGCCCAGCAUCAUCGCCAAGCUGCAACAGAUCCUCAACGUGACCCGCGAGCAGAUCCUUGCCAAGGCAGCCGAAAUCUACGGCCGCUGCAAGGGCGUGCUGUCCCCCCCCGGAGGCCCCAAUCACGACCCCCCAAAGCCCCCAAAGGGUGGCAGGCCAGGCCAAGGUGGCUGGCCAGGCCAAGGUGGCAGACAUCGCAGAUCGGGCGAAGGCAUUAAAUCCAAGAUGGGCAAGGGCUCGCAUCCUGAGUCUCCCAGAAGCCCAGGGUCUGAGUCUCCCCGGAGCCCAGGGUCUGAGUCUCCAAAGAGCCCAGGGCAUGAGAUUCCCAAGGGCCCAAGGCCUGCAAAUCCCAGAGGGCAAAUACCUGGUUCCUCCCAGCAUAGAGGCCGGAACUAGGAAUCUCUUCCGUUCCAGCAGUGACCCACUCAAACCUAACUCGGCUCUGUGGACCAGGCUAACAGUCGAUUCAGGGCUUCGUUUCUCAUGGAAUAUAUACUGGGGAUGCCUAAGCAACAGAAGCCACCACCUCACUGAUAGCAAGGGGAAGUUGGGGGGGGGGCAGCUCCUCUAAAUGUGUUUAAUGAUUUGAGUUUGACAGGUCCCGCCGAGACCGCUUGUGAGAUCUCGGAGUUUGUGAAUCGAUUGUUGACCUCUAUAAGCACAAUGACCAAGUGAUGGGUUAUUUUCUUGACGUCUGUUGUUUCGCUAAUUUCUUUGUCCAAUGCCCGUCCCGACGAAAUCGAAUCCACCUUUUGAUUUUGAUGCACGAGUCUGAGCGCCACAGCCUUCGUUUUGCUCCGACACACUUGAAGGCAGCGGCUGAAAGAACGCAAGCACACACGACGGAUCAGUGGCAUAGAGUGGUUGACACUUGGGCCCUCCGGCUCACGUCGGGUCCCUGCACAGUUGCACUGCCCGCACACCCGAAAGCAACGCCACUGAUGACGGCCGGCGUUUACAAUCCACUUGCGAUGUUGAUGUUGAUCGGGAGGGGGUGGGGUAAAUGCAGGACUUGGCAAAGAACAUGUGGACAAACGACCAAGGUGGUGGGUGAUACCCUGGAUUUAUGUAUUUUGAUUAUCUUUUAUAUACUAAGUAGUAUAUAUUCAGCCUUUGAUGGGUGUGGCAGUGGCGUGGUUUACAAUUGUGCCCAUUUCCCGUGUGUCAAGGCUGAUUCGGUCAGAGGCAACAAAAUAAAAAAAUACAUCAACAUUUGUUUCGUCUCAAAAGUCACACGUGCAAGUGUUGAUCUAGAAACCCGUAAGCUCUCCUCCGGUUCAUGCAAAUGUCAUGAUAUUAAGGUGUCCGGUCCCACAAUUGUUACAGAGGGACACGUUUGCAGAUAACAUUUCAUACAUUUUACCGACCAAAAAAAAAUUAAAAAAUAACCCGGCACUUAUUUAUGCUUUAUUCUGUAAUAAAGAUCACUACCCCCUCCCCCCUAUAGCCUAAACAGAUUGUUGCGGCAAGCGAUGCUCGCAAGCACCUAUAAAAGCCAGCGAAACGCCGGGCCGUCUUUGUCUCCCCACUGUUGAUGUUUACACACCCCACCGGAUGCUUUUGUAAGGUUGAGUCGACCUCGGGCAGGUCCAGCCAGGACCGGUUCAAAUAUUCGCCGCCGAUGUUACCCGAGAGUGGGAAUCAAUUUCGGGUCACCGGGUUCGGAGCAGAGUGCACUAUGCACUACAAUACCGGUUCUCAUCAACACUCCCCGCAAUACCACAAAGACAAAGAUCGCCCGUCUAGCCUCAACAGACUGUCGGGGAAAGUGCUGUUAGUGAGCACCUAUUGAGGCCGGCACGGUACCCGACCACCUUUGUCUCCCUAGUGGCGAUGUUUACCCACCACACCAGGUAUGCAUCUGAGUACCUGUUGCGGUGACUUGCAGACUCCAUAAGCGACUCUGCAGAGCCAGCAACCCACUUCCUGUGCUGUCUUACACACACGCAUACACGGGAAUUGUGCAUUGUAAACACACGCUACGCGCUAUCGCCUUAGCAUGUAACCACUUAGACGCCUCAAUAAAGAGAUGACUGACGCAUU
Molecule: messenger RNA, 2633 nt
Organism: Petromyzon marinus (sea lamprey)
Lineage: Eukaryota; Metazoa; Chordata; Hyperoartia; Petromyzontiformes; Petromyzontidae
Source: RefSeq, a predicted model, not a curated record